AUGCUCUUGCUGUGCUGUGUCUCUGCUGUGAUGGCUAUUUUCCUCCAGCCUGCCUUAUCCAUUACCUACAACUGUUCUGAUCUGUACAACAGGGUCCCAGGUAAGUCCUGAGGGUUGAACCACACGGCUAUUCAGGGGUGGAAUUCCCCAUGUGAAAGUCUCAGGGGGAACUUUUUGACCUGAACAAUAAUUGAGACGUGCUGCCUGGUGAUCAGACAGUGGUAAGCUCACUGUGUGAUUCCUCCCAGCAGCUACUGUAGCCUACUAAUGAUUCUGUAUAUGUUUUAACCUCCACUACCUCUCCUCUGUGGCCCCUCAGACAACAACGACUUGACGGUGGACUGCGGGGCCAUUAUGAUCAACCUGAAGGUGAACCUGUGUUCGGCUCAGUGGGCAGGCUUUGACCCCGCUGGUCUGGCUCUGAAUGGAAAGCACAACAAGAGCCAGUGCCAGGGCUUGAUUGACACCAGCGUGGAUCCGCCUGUCAUCCAUUUACAUUUACAUCAUUUAGCAGACGCUCUUAUCCAGAGCGACUUACAUGAGCAAUUAGGGUUAAGUGCCUUGCUCAAGGGCACAUCGACAGAUUUUUCACCUAGUCGGCUCGGGGAUUAGAACCAGCGACCUUUUGGUUACUGGCACAAUGCUCUUAACCACUAAGCUACCAUCCGCUACCAGCUGCCUGUCAAUCACAGCCAGGAGAACCCCUGUCGCCAGUCACUGCAGUUGAGAGGGUUACUGUAACAGAGUGUCUUAGGUAAGGUGUACAUUUUAGGACGUCUGCAUAUUACAUGUCUUAGGUAAGGUGUACAUUUUAGGACGUCUGCAUAUUACAUGUCUUAGGUAAGGUGUACAUUUUAGGACAUCUGCAUAUUACAUGUCUUAGGUAAGGUGUACAUUUUAGGACGUCUGCAUAUUACAUGUCUUAGGUAAGGUGUACAUUUUAGGACAUCUGCAUAUUACAUGUCUUAGGUAAGGUGUACAUUUUAGGACGUCUGCAUAUUACAUGUCUUAGGUAAGGUGUACAUUUUAGGACAUCUGCAUAUUACAUGUCUUAGGUAAGGUGUACAUUUUAGGACAUCUGCAUAUUACAUGUCUUAGGUAAGGUGUACAUAUUAGGACGUCUGCAUAUUACAGUGCAUGCACAAUGAGAGAGUCAAAUCAAAUCAAAUCAAAUUGUAUUUGUCACAUGCGCCGAAUACAACAGGUGUAGACCUUACCAUGAAAUGCUUACUUACAAGCCAUUAAACAACAUUGCAGUUCAAGAAAUAGAGUUAAGAAAAUAUUUGCUAAAUAAACUAAAGUAAAAAAUACAAUCAAAAGUAACACAAUAAAAUAACAAUACCGAGGCUAUAUACAGGGGAUACCGGUACUGAGUCAAUGUGCGGGGGUACAGGUUAGUCAAGGUAAUGUGUACAUGUAGAUAGGGGUAAAGUGACUAUGCAUAGAUAAUAAACAGCAAGUAGCAACAGUGGGGGGGGGGGACGUCAAUGUAAAUAGUCCAGCUGGCCAUUUGAUUAAUUGUUCAGCAGUCUUAUGGCUUGGGGGUAGAAGCUGUUAAGGAGCCUUUUGGACCUAGACUUGGCACUCCGGUACCGCUUGCCGUGCGGUAGCAGAGAGAACAGUCUAUGACUUGGGUGACUGGAGUCUUUGAAAAAAGUUUGGGCCUUCCUCUGACACCGCCUAGUAUAUAGGUCCUGGAUGGCAGGAAGCUUGGCCCCAGUGAUGUACUGGGCCGUACGCACUACCCUCUGUAGCACCUUACGGUCGGAUGCCGAGCAGAAAAGGUGUUGUCGCGCCCUCUUCACGACUGUCUUGGUGUGUUUGGACCAUGAUAGUUUGUUGGUGAUGUGGACACCAAGGAACUUGAAAUUCUCGACCCGCUCCACUACAGCCCCGUUGAUGUGAAUGGGGGCAUGUUUGGCCCGCCUUUUCCUGUAGUCCAUGAUCAUCUCCUUUGUCUUGCUCACGUUGAGGGAGAGGUUGUUGUCCAGGCACCACACUGCCAGGUCUCUGACCUCCUCCCUAUAGGUUGUCUCAUCGUUGUUGGUGAUCAGGCCUACCACUGUUGUGUCGUCAGCAAUCUUAAUGAUGGUGUUGAAGUCGUGCUUGGCCACGCAGUCGUGCGUGAACAGGGAGUACAGGAUGGGACUAAGCAGGCACCCCUGAGGGGCCCCCGUGUUGAGGAUCAGCGUGGCAGAUGUGUUGUUGCCUACCCUUACCACCUGGGGGCGGCCCGUCAGGAAGUCCAGGAUCCAGUUGCAGAGGGAGGUGUUUAGUCUCAGGUCCUUAGCUUAGUGAUGAGCUUUGUGGGCACUAUGGGGUUGAACGCUGAGCUGUAGUCAAUGAACAGCAUUCUCACAUACAUGUAGGUGUUCCUUUUGUCCAGGUGGGAAAGAGUGCCUUAGUUACAGUGUAAAUUAGGAAAUCAUUAGGAUUUGGGCUUUUUAACUGUAUAUAAUGUGAACUGUGUCCGAGAUUAGCCCUCUGGUGGUUAUUUGAAAUAGGAAAAUGUUGUAAUAAUAUAAUAAUAAUAUGCCAUUUAGCAGACGCUUUUAUCCAAAGCGACUUACAGUCAUGCAUGCAUAAAAUUUUUUUUGUGUAUGGGUGGUCCCGGGGAUCGAACCCACUACCUUGGCGUUACAAGCGCCGUGCUCUACCAGCUGAGCUACAGAGGACCGUUGUGUAGCCUACUGUGAACUUUGCAAUUGUGUAAAAUGAUACUACCUUACCUUAUUAUAGAAUCGAAUGUAAAACAAACCUAAUAUUGAUGAGUUCUGUUUUCUGUACUAAUAACAAGGUGUUGAUCCUAUAUCAAUCCAAUCAAUCAUGAUCCUACAUUGAUCCAUCAUUGUGUUGAUCCUAUAUAAUUGAUCUAUGAUUCAUUGAUCUUAUAUCAACAACCGACUAGAUACCCCCUUUCCCUUUCAAUCACCAAUUCAUUGAUCCAUCAUUGUGUUGAUUGAGCCUAGAUCUUGAACGAGGGCCCGGAUGCCUCUGGUCCAUUCAGCUUUUUCUCCAGCAUCCAGUCGUUCAUCAUUACGGGCUACCUUGACACCCCCAAGUCCUCUGUGGGGAUCAUCCUCUACUAUCACUUCUCCUGCCGCUACCCGCUGGAGUACCUUCUCAACAACACACAGAUCGUGGCGUGAGUCUCGGCCCUCUAACUGUUUAUCAGUAAAAAUGUCCUUUAUUGAUCCCCAGAGGGUGAAUUGGGUUAUAUAGCUAGUGAGGUAGCUAGAUGUAGCUAGGUCAGCUGACAUAUAAAUGAACUAUGACACUUUCUCCUUCUUCUCUAACACCAGCUCUCUCUCACUUUGUCUAUCUUAGGUCGUCAGUCUCAGUGGCCACCAGUGACAACAAUGGCACGUUCAUCGACACCUUGAGUAUGAGUGUUUUUAAUGUGAGUGCAGGAUUCAAUUCCUAAUGUAUAAAAAAGCAUCCAUGAAUGGUCAGGGCUGUCUGAGAAGUAUAUAAUAUCUCAAGUACACUGUACUGCCUAUAGAAUGUUAUUACAAUGUAACUAUAUCUUAGCGACAUAUUGUAUAGUGUUAAUUGACUCUUACUCUUAUUUUACUCUACUAUUAGUCUUUUGAUUUGGAUAUUUACAGAAUAAAUCUCACUUGGGAUCUUCUUCACAAGUCUUUCUCUUCUCUACUGUUUGUUGUGUAGGACACUGAUUACGGCCACCCAUUGGUGAUUCCACCGACAGGACUUGAAUUGCGUUCCAAGGUUUACGUGGAGGUCAAGGCCACCAACCUCACUGGGAAGGAAGUCAACCUUAACUUAUCUACUGGGUCAAAUGUCAAUGAGUCCACACUCAUUUAAUGUAUUUUGUAUUGUAGUUUGUCAUAUCCUUUAUGUUCAUAUUUGUAUAUUCUAUAUUUUCAUUGUUGUGAAUAGAAUACACUCUUUUUUUAAACAAAUUGACAUGAUGAUUCUCUCUGUCUUCUCUUUCUCUCUCUCUGUCUUCUCUUUCUCAAUUUCUCUCUCUCUGUCUUCUCUUUCUCUCUUUCUCUCUCUCUCUCUCUCUCUCUGUCUUCUCUUUCUCUCUUUCUCUCUCUUUCUCUCUCUCUCUGUCUUCUUUUUCUCUCUUUCUCUCUUUCUCUCUCUUUCUCUGUCUCUGUCUCGCUCUCGCUCUCACUCACUCUCUGAUUCUCUCCCUCGCUCUCUCCUUCUCUCUCUCUCUCUCUCUCUCUCUCUCUCUCUCUCUCUCUCUCUCUCUCUCUCUCUCUCUCUCUCUCUCUCUCUCUCUCUCUCUCUCUCUCUCUCUCCCUAAAACAGUUUUAAUCUGUUACUUGACCACUGCUUUGCAACCCCAUCUGCGUACAACAUGUCAAACCAUGAGCGGCACAACUUCUUCACAGGGUUUGAUAAAAACCAUCCUCUCAUCAAUUUCAAAUAUAGAGAAAUAUGGAUGAUACAUUACAGCUCAAUAUAUUGAUUGUAAUAAGAAUGUGCUAAAUGACAAAGCACAUUCUUAUAAUCCUUAUUCACAGAUGCUCUGUUGAUCUACGCUCAUCAGUCACACGGAAUGGGAUUUCCAAGAAUUCCCGAUUCUCCUUUGAGGCAUUCCGCUUUGUGACGCACAAUAACCUGGAAAGGUCCAGUAUCUACCUGCACUGUAUCCUUUGACUGUGUGAGCCCAACAAGUGUCAGGAACUGGUUGAUGUAAGUGGAGUUCACCUACCUACACCAUUCUGACAUACCUUGUUCUCUACACUCAGUACCAUCGAUAAAACAGUGUUGACCUUGACCCAUCACAGCAACCUCGUCAAGAGAUCGGAUCUCUUGGUGAAGUGGCUAACGUGUUGGGUUGACAGUCACUGGACCCGAGUUCCAAGUCCCGGUCGGCGCUACCCCCUGAAUUCGCUGCAAUACUAUAAAUGGUUUGUAUAACCAUAAGAACUUGUCUUUGUCACAGGCUUGCAAUAGCAGGAGAAAGAGAUCACUGGAGCCUUUUGGAUCCGAGUCAGCGGAAUCAGCUACUGUUUCUUUGGGACCACUCUAUACUAGCAGAGAUGGUGAGAUCUGGAGUCAUCUGUUAACGAUUUUGUUCAACAUUAUGUCUGAGAUUCUGAUAUUCAGUAAUAAUGAUCACGGGUAGCAAGUCAUUCACUGGAGUUUAUAGAGUUAAAUGUUAUCAGUACCACUGCUACUCAAAUUCCAUUUCAACAAAUAAUAUGAUGUUUUCCCUCCCUGUUGUUUCUCCUACAGAGGAAAGACCUGCUGCAUUGGCAUAUAGUGAGUUAAAUGUUUUUGCUAAAUUAAAGUGUCAGAUGGUGAAUAUGUCUAGAUGGGAGCAUAAACGUGUCAUUUAAAGCACGCCCCAAACUAAAGCUCUACUUUUCCUCUGUGUGAUCCAGACAGCGGAGGGGUACAGUCAGGAGGUGACAGGGUUAACAUCACAGGGCUGGUGGUAGGGAUCCUCUUUGGCACCGCAGCCAUAGCCCUGGUGGUCCUAGGCAGCUGGUUUGUCCUCAAGAAGUUCUACUGGGCAGGCGGUCUGUCCCACGCCUUUGACUGA
Messenger RNA from Coregonus sp. 'balchen', 5524 nucleotides. Lineage: Eukaryota; Metazoa; Chordata; Actinopteri; Salmoniformes; Salmonidae. The record is from the annotation of a GenBank genome assembly.